AUGUUAAGGCAAAUUCGCAGCAAGCUUCCGCAGGAGCACAGACUUAAGCACGUCGACGAGAUAGGGCACUACAUCCGGGACAGCAAGAAGAAAAACUGGGACCAAGAGGCCAAUGUCCCCUGGGCGUACGUGUGGCUGCACGGCCCUAGGGUCACCAAGACCCAGCUUCGCGCAUACGUGAAGUACAUGGUUCGGGAGUUGAAGCUCGAUGCCGAGUCCAGCAAGGAGGGCGACAACGCCACAGGAACACAGCCUGUGCAAUCUACAACAGUGCACACGCUCCUCGGGCGCAUAAAUGCAUGCCAGAUGGCGGCGAGAGUGGAUGCGACGCUAUACUGGGAGACGGAGCUGAGCAUCAUGCGUGAGAUAUCGGUGGUCAGGUCGGAGGUGCGGUUCAUGAUACGCACCAAGAACGAGCGGGACAUCAAGAACUGUGCCGAUUGGCAUCGCGGAACCAUUGGCGAUACCUACACCGCCAAACAGUUCCGCCAGAUCAUGAUCAGGGUGCUGCCGACGUGGGCGGCCAAGGCGUGGAACCCGCGGGGUACGGUCCCUUCGCAGACGUUGUGGAGGUUUUUGCUCUUGAAGGUGCCCACGCUACUCUCCCACCACUCUCUCCUGCGCAGUCAAAGCAUCCGCGUGAUCACGCUCCUCGACAUGUUCUUGUACCGACUGGCGAGCACCUCGUCGGUGAACUCGGAGAACCAGUCGGUCUUCAUGGUCAUCGCUGCGCGGAACUCGAAGACGUCCAAGGAUGCGCGUCUGCAGCAGAGCUACGCUAUCGGCCAGUUUCACGGCGUCCGCCUCAUUCCGCCGAUGGACACCAGCACACGCGCGAGCUGGUACAAGAAGCACCUCUUCUUUGCCAAAAACGACACCGACCAAGGGGAGCUCUCCGCGGCAAGCCACCAACGCUGGACGCGGCAGUUGUGGGACAAGAACGGGGUGCUCUGCAAGAGGAACGUGCACGCCGCUCGAGCGGGAGGGGCCCAUGAUCUGGCCAUCGACGGCACGCCGCGCGCCGAGAUCGCGGAGCUGGGUCACUGGGCGCUCGACAAGAUGACGCGAGCGUACAUCACCGCCAUUCCGGUGGGGGUGGUGAUGAAGAAGGCCGGUUACUCUGGUUACAAGCAGGACUACUUUUUGGGUUGGAGCAGGGUGGAGCCCUCCGAGAAGUUCCUGAAGCUCCUUGCCGAGCACAUCUUCCCCGGCGUCGACGACAUGCUGAAGAUGGUAUUGUACUACAAGAUUGACUUCCUGGAGGAGCUCAAGAAGCGCGAUGACACCAUCGCGUCUCUCACCGCCAAGAUAACCCGUCUCACCGAGGCACUCCGUGUGUUCGGCGAGCCGGGCUUCGUCGACCGCCACACCCUCCUGUUAGGCGCGACGCAAGGUGCACUCAACAUGAGGGUGCGCCACAUGCUGAGGGUCAUGGAUGCGGUGCGCCAGCUACGCGCGAGCGACGGCGACGCUGACACCGAGGCCGUGGUCGAUGCACUGCACAGGAUCGCGGCACCGGGCAUCGGGACCUUCGCCGAUGCCCUCACGGUGCUCAAACCGGGAACGACACCGAUGUUGUCCAAGGAGCUUGGCAUGGGAGUCAAGGGGCUAGGCCCCAAGGUGGUCUCGAAGCUACGCCUCGCCUGUGAGCUUGUGGCGCUCAACCUGAAGCCGACGGUUUGGGUCGAAACCCUGUUUCCAGACACCUGGGUGGAGCAGAUGCCGAAGACCAAGGCCGAUCUGGCGAAGCCGACCACACCUGCCAAGUCGACCACACCGGCCAAGCCGACCGCACCGGUGCACCGUCCUCCGACCAAGCGCAAGAAGUCAGCAUAA
Molecule: messenger RNA, 1836 nt
Organism: Closterium sp. NIES-65
Lineage: Eukaryota; Viridiplantae; Streptophyta; Zygnematophyceae; Desmidiales; Closteriaceae
Source: the annotation of a GenBank genome assembly